GUAGUGUCCAUUCUCAGAAAUGACUGACACGAUGAACGUCAGCGCAAAAGACAUGAUAACCGGCAGCACGCAACUUUUGACCUUUGACAACAGUCUCGGUGACAUCCUCUCUCAGGACGUUUACCACUCGCUCAAUGAAGCGUUCAGUGGGUACAUCUCAACAAUAAUUUGCUCGGUGGGCAUUCCCGCCAACCUGGUCACGUGCCUGGUGUUCUGGCGUCAGGGUCUGCGAGACCGCAUGAACCUCUGUCUCUUCUGUCUGGCGGUCGUUGACCUCCUGUACCUGCUGGGCGUGCUUCCAGUCUUUUGUGUAGGGGCCUUGCUUCUAGCUGCUGACAGUCCCUAUGCGGAAGAAUAUUUCUUAAAAACUCUUAUCAGCGGCGCCGGCUUCAUCUUUGGUAUGCGUGCGACUUCCGGUUGUUAUAAUAUGAUCAUCGCGGUAGAGAGGUGCGUGUGUGUGGUGUUUCCGCUCAAAGCCGCUUCGCUCUUACACACUCAUACUAUGGGCGUGUUGCUGGCUGUGUGCUUUAUCUUGAUACAGCUUGGCUACACUGUCAUCCCCCUACAGUUACGUGCAGUUAGCGUUGACGUAGAUGGAACAAUACAAUGGCGGUAUGAACCCACACAGGUGUUUCUUGACAACAAAGAGCUGUUUCAAACAGUAGAGGUGACAGUUUUGACCGUGUCAUUGCCAAUUAUCACGUUUCUUGUAGUGGUCAUCACAGCUGUCAUCACCGUCAUCAAACUGACAGCAGCGCUGAAGUGGCGAGAGAAGACGAGUUCCACGUGCAAGGAGAAAGUAGGUCACCAGACGGCGCUGACCAAGAUGCUUCUGGUCGUGUCCUUCAUCUACAUCUGCAGCAUGGUUCCUAGCGUGUCACUCACCAUCACCCGACUGGUUAUAAAGGAGUUUUCCGCGUCUGGUCGUUAUUAUUACCUGUUCAUGGGUUCGCACAUUGUCGCCAACAUCUUCCCCUUGACCCACAGCGCAGCAAACUUUUUUGUCUAUUACAACCGGUCCUCGCGAUUCAAGUCUGUUUUCUCUGAUCUUCUCCGUCGAGGUUCUAGAAGAACAGUGUCGGCGGAUAGAAGUACCAGUGUAUUCUAACCUCGUCGUGUUCCACAGCUAGUGGAUCUUUCGGGAAGUCAAUUGAUCCACGUUGUGGUCAACAGGUUCGAAACAAACGACAGCAUCUUGCGUAUUAUUUUCACAAGUGGAUUGUCGCAAUUGUUCCCUCUCUGCCAAUUGUACAACUUUGACCUCUCCUGCUUUAAAAAAAGUUGAAAAAGCAUUAAUGCUAU
Messenger RNA from Pomacea canaliculata, 1302 nucleotides. RefSeq names its product probable G-protein coupled receptor B0563.6. The record is from RefSeq and is a predicted model, not a curated record. Bases 20 to 1108 code for a protein of 362 amino acids. The transcript has a single exon. Gene Ontology annotation, cellular component: plasma membrane. Gene Ontology annotation, molecular function: G protein-coupled peptide receptor activity. Gene Ontology annotation, biological process: G protein-coupled receptor signaling pathway. Lineage: Eukaryota; Metazoa; Mollusca; Gastropoda; Architaenioglossa; Ampullariidae.